Molecule: messenger RNA, 606 nt
Organism: Anisakis simplex (herring worm)
Lineage: Eukaryota; Metazoa; Nematoda; Chromadorea; Rhabditida; Anisakidae
Source: the annotation of a GenBank genome assembly
AUGAUUUGGAGCAGACUUUCGUUGGUUAAUUUGCUGGUGUUGGGCUUGGUGUUGUGGUGUGUGAAUGCGGCGGUUUAUCAGAUCCCCUUGACGAAACACACCAGCCCUCGUAUCAGGAUGAUCCGCGAGGGCACAUGGGCAGAGUAUCGCCAAAAGUUGGAAAUAAUGCGAUCGAGUGGACGUUAUCAACCUUCGAGAAAACUAGAUAUCGUUGGGCAGAUUGUGUACGACUAUGGUGACUUCGAGUAUUUGGGCAAGAUCACGAUCGGCACCCCACAGCAAGCGUUUAGCGUUGUCCUCGAUACAGGAUCCUCAAAUUUAUGGGUACCUGAUUCCAUGUGCGGAGUAACCGUGGGCAAGUCAUGCAGUAGUGUAUGCAUUGCACAAGGAUCGUUGUGUCCGCUGGUGUGUGAAGAGCGCUGUUGUUCGAUAUGGUCGAAAAUUUGCGCUCAGAAGCAUCGCUUUUCGUCGUCCUCAUCAAGCACCUACAAAGCGAACGGUGCAAAAUGGCAUAUUCAAUACGGUAGUGGUUCGUCGUCAGGCUUCUUGGGUGAAGACACUGUUCGAGUAAGUGUUUUGCCCACUGCCCUGAUUGAUUUGUUCUGA